Molecule: messenger RNA, 2742 nt
Organism: Vigna umbellata (rice bean)
Lineage: Eukaryota; Viridiplantae; Streptophyta; Magnoliopsida; Fabales; Fabaceae
Product: transmembrane 9 superfamily member 2-like
Biological process (GO): protein localization to membrane
Cellular component (GO): membrane
Source: RefSeq, a predicted model, not a curated record
CGAAGUUGUCUCUAGAAACAAACCAAUCUUAAUAUGAAAAAUGUUAAGAGGGAAUAAGAAAAGUCGACGGACAUACAUAUGUUGUUGAAAGAGAAGAGAAUGUUUUGGCACGAUGUGGUGGUGCCAUUUGUUGGAGUUAGGCACGUAUUUGUCAUCAUUCCCCAUUCACCAAGAUGAUUCAUUUUCAACUCCUUAGAAAACGACCAUCACCAUUCAUUGCAAUGUAAGAAGAAGACCAAGAUCGUGGAAAUUCAAAUCUUCCUAAUUCCUUUUAAUUAUUUCCUUCUUCGUUUGCUUGAAGGAAGUAACGUGGAGAUUCCCUUUUCUUCCUUCUCACUUUCAUGCACUUAUUUGGCUUAUAAGUGCAAGAAGAAGCCAUUGCAUUGCAUUGGAGAGUCUCUCUUUGUUUCUCUCUCUCUCUCUCUCUCUCUCUCUCUCUCUCUCUCUCUCUCUCUCAAUCUCUGUCUGUAUGGGAAAGUCAACGGCGUGUUUGUUUGGUGCCAUUGUGAUCCUUUGGUGCUGCAUAAGCCAUGUCACAUCUGAUGCAUCGGAUCACCGUUACAACAAAGGAGAUUCCGUUCCCUUUUAUGCCAACAAGGUGGGACCCUUUCACAAUCCCAGUGAGACAUACAGAUAUUUUGAUCUUCCCUUUUGCUCACCAGAUAAAGUGAAAGAAAAGAAGGAAGAUCUUGGUGAAGUUUUGAACGGGGAUCGAUUAGUUGUUGCUCCUUACGAACUGGACUUCCAGAUUGACAGGGAACCUCAAAGUAUCUGCAAAAAGACACUUACAGUAAAUGAGGUGGCUAAAUUCAGACAUGCUGUCUUGAAGGACUAUUUUUACCAAAUGUACUAUGAUGACUUGCCCAUUUGGGGUUUCCUAGGAAAAUUUGACAGUGAAGACAAGGAUGAUCCAACUGGGGUCAGAGUCCAUCUUUUCAAGCAUGUCCACUUUGAGAUUCUGUACAAUAAGGAUCGCAUCAUUGAUGUUUUCAUUCGAAACGAUCCACGUGCAGUUGUGGACCUGACACAAAAUAGGGAAGUUAAUGUGGAUUUCACAUAUUCUGCCAAAUGGAUUGAAACAGAUACCCCAUUUGAGAAGAGGCUGGAGAAAUACUCACAAACAUCCUCACUGUCACAUAACUUGGAAAUCCAUUGGUUUUCUGUCAUCAACUCAUGUGUGACUGUUCUGCUCUUGACUGGAUUCCUGGCCAUAAUUCUUAUGCGUGUGCUCAAGAAUGAUUUUGUUAAGUUUACUCCUGAUGAGGAAGCAGUUGAUGAUCAGGAAGAAAGUGGAUGGAAGUAUAUCCAUGGUGAUGUGUUCAGGUAUCCAAGAUUCAAGUCUUGGUUUGCAGCCGCACUUGGAACAGGAACCCAGCUAUUUACACUUGCAAUAUUCAUCUUUAUGCUAGCUCUAGUUGGUGUUUUCUAUCCAUACAAUAGGGGAUCUUUGUUUACUGCACUGGUCAUCAUAUAUGCACUAACUUCCGGCAUUGCGGGCUACUAUGCAGCUUCCUUUUAUUACAUGGUUGAAGGCAAAAACUGGGUGAAAAUUUUGGUGUUGACUGGAAGUUUGUUCUCUGGACCUUUGUUUUUCACAUUCUGCUUUCUUAAUACUGUUGCACUUGCCUAUAACACCACUGCAGCGCUUCCAUUUGGAACAAUUGUGGUUAUUUUCCUCAUAUGGACUCUUGUAACCUCACCUUUACUAGUACUGGGAGGGAUUGCUGGCAAGAAUAGCCAAACAGGGUUCCAAGCUCCUUGCCGUACCAAUAAGUAUCCUAGGGAAAUUCCCCAACUACCUUGGUACCGUACAACUCUAUCUCAAAUGGCUAUGGCAGGUUUUUUGCCGUUCAGUGCCAUUUACAUUGAACUCUACUACAUAUUUGCCAGUGUGUGGGGUCACCAAAUUUACACCAUAUACAGUAUUUUGUUUAUUGUUUUCAUCAUCCUAUUGAUUGUCACCGCUUUUGUCACUGUGGCAUUGACAUACUUUCAGCUUGCUACCGAGGACCAUGAAUGGUGGUGGAGGUCUUUCCUUUGUGGUGGGUCAACUGGCUUGUUCAUCUAUGGGUACUGCUUGUAUUACUAUUUUGCAAGAUCAGAUAUGUCUGGCUUCAUGCAAACCUCUUUCUUUUUUGGCUACAUGGCUUGUAUUUGCUAUGGUUUCUUUCUCAUGCUUGGAACUGUGGGUUUCCGUGCUGCUUUGAUCUUUGUCCGUCACAUAUAUCAUUCUAUCAAAUGUGAAUAACUGCUUAUUGGAACCAAACAGACGCUUUAUUGUCCCUUUGACACCGGAACUUUUCCUCUGAUGUUCUUAGUUCUUGUUGCAAAUGGUUUGUCAUAAAAUAUAGUGGAGAAAGAUUUCAAGAGCCUGAAGUGCUUUACACAAGUGCCACACCCCAAAUUUCUCCCCGUGCUUCAUAUAAUCUCAGAACAUGUGCAACAAUAGUGUAACUCAAAAUCUCUUGGAAAUAUAGAAGCUUUUUGCAUACUUUCAAGUGUAUAGACUACUACCAGUGCUUCAUAUAUUCUAACAUAACAUGUAUGACGGUCGUGUAACGCAAAUUCUUAGAAUCAUAGAAGUUUUUUGCAUUAGAUUCAUGUUUGUUAUUAGCUUAUGAUAAGAACAUCAUAUUAUUUGCAUCCUAAAUUCCCAAUUCAUGAUUCUUUUGAAUUCGAUGCUACAUACCAACAUAUGCAAUAUCAAAAUAAUACCCCUCCACCUCUGAAGUUGUGCUUCUA